Molecule: messenger RNA, 456 nt
Organism: Gongylonema pulchrum
Lineage: Eukaryota; Metazoa; Nematoda; Chromadorea; Rhabditida; Gongylonematidae
Source: the annotation of a GenBank genome assembly
AUGGUCAGUCGGUGGAUUCAAAUUCGUCGCAGUCGUACCGGUUUCCUGGAUGCUGGCGAGGGAAGCAGUAUCAGUACGCUUCAGUCAGAGCAAAUUUUUCCCAAAUUCAAUCCACUGGUGUUUGCUGCGCCAGCCUUUUGCGAUGUUCUGGCCACAUCGAUCAUGUACAUUGGCCUGAACUUGACGCAAGCCUCUUCUUUUCAGAUGCUCAGAGGAGCUGUGAUAAUCUUCACGGGUCUCUUCUCGGUUGCCUUUUUGGGCUCAUAUCUGCAAGGAGCUGUGAUAAUCUUCACGGGUCUGUUCUCGGUUGCCUUUUUGGGCUCAUAUCUGCAAGGUUUUCGAUGGUUUGGCAUGGGACUGGUUACAGUUGGCCUUGUCAUUGUUGGCGUUGGUGACAUUAUCUUUGACGAAAAUCCCAAGGACGAUAUCAAUGGAAUUAUCACAGAUGGUAGUUGA